AAUGUUAAAGUAAUACGACAGAGACUGAAGAGAGGGAUAGAAAAAGAAAGAUAAGGGAGAGAAGGAGAGGAAGCCCACACAUAGUGUUACGGAAAUUGUUGGAAAAGAAAGUGGCCGAUGAAAAUCGAAAGGCUUAUUUAUGCACUAAAUCCAUCCCACUAAAAAUUGUUUAUUCAAAAGACGGGUAUUAUGCUGGACAAGGUUGGUACAGUACAAGAAUAGAGAAGAGAAGAAACUGUCAUUAGAAAGAGAAGCAAACUUAUGACCUGUCCUGAACUCAAAAUCAGCGAAGUGAGUCAUCCAUGUUUUGUCAUCUACAGCAAACUCUCUUUACAGACAAGUCAGAUAUUAUAGCUUUAACUGCUGCUACUGUUCUAGUGACAUCGUUACUACUACUAAUAUAAGUCUUUACUAAUUUACCGAGGAAAAAUGAUCGAGACAUCUAGGACGAACUAAAUCUAUUAUAUUCGUAUAAAUUAUUUGUUUGUAAUAUCUUAUGUCUACGUAAACUCUUAUGAGCUUAGCAUUUUUAUACUUGUCAUAUGUAACGAGCAUGCAUAGAUGUAUACAGAUUUGUGAAUAGUUUGUACAUUGGGAUAUUGUUUAAUAUCUGUAUGUAGCUUAAUUUGAAAAUUAGAGAAAGAAAUUUCUUCCUCACAUCUAUUUUUUUAAUCGUAAGUUUAUUUUUUAUGAAGAAUAACGAUUUAUGACUCAUAGGGUUUUAUUUGUUACUACCGACAUCAUCGUUCUAAGAUUACUACGCUAUUUUCUAACUGUCUUUUGAACGAACUAGGAGGAAUAGAAAGAGAAAGAAGAGAACGAGUGUUUGUGAGUGAGAGGGAGAAAUUGUAUAAACAAGAAACCUCUUGGCUUAAAUUCGUAAUUUACGACUGAUUUUAACAGAUAAGAAAAAUACAGAAAGAAAAAAGAAAACAAAGGCGGUUAGAAAAACCAACAUAUCAACCUCGUAGUUUGGGACUAUAUUUCUACGCUUUUACAUAUUUUGUGAUCUUGUUUGUGAAUAUCUGACGUCUGAUAAAACCAAUUCCUUUUGUAAUUUCCAUUAUAACGAUGCAUCGAAAAUAUGUAUAUAGCAAAAAUUAUGCUAGUGUAAACUAACGAUCUGAUAAUUUCUUUCCCAACAAAAUUAUUUGAUUCAUUAAAUUUACUAUUUUUCUUUUUAAAUUACAAUUCUUUCAAUAUAAUAAUUCUAGGUAGGGUUCUUAUUUCAGACACUGAAUUAUCUUUAAGAGACAAGAAUAAAAGCGAACAAGCAGCUUUAGUUAUUAUACUACCAAUAAAUAAAUGUUGAGAUAUUCUGCAGGAGAGAAUUAGAGGAAUAAGUUAGUUAUAAGACAGCUAUUGAUAUCACUGACAGUCAAACAGAGUUAUGUUCUAUGUAAAGAUUUUCGACUUCCGUCAUGCCUCAUACCUAAUUCUGUUAUGAUUACGAUUUGUCAUUCUUAAAACAGGCAGCGAUAUAAUUCUACUCGCACACUCGCCUUCUGUUUGUUGUGAUCGCCAAGGUUUGUUUGUGAGUGAGGUAACAUAAAGCACUAUUUGAUCAGUUACAUUUUCACUUUCGCUUAUAUAUAUAUAUAUAUAUAUAUAUAUAUAUAAAACUUAAAACUUAGAUAUGUUUCAACCAAAGAUUGGUCCAGGCCAUGUCUAACUUAAUAGCACCCCCUAAAAGGAUUAUUCACAAUCACAAACACACGCGCGCAUUUAAUAGUCAGAUAUAACAUAAGAAAACAAACACAAAACACUAAUUUUAACACACAUUUUAGUUUAUAUAUUCUGGAAAAGUGACCUUUGCGGGAAGAAAAGGAGAAAAACCGGGUGCCCCAACAUAGUUGUGAUUCCUAGGUAAAGAGCCCCAGGUUUCUUUUAGGAAAAUACAUUCUUCUUAUUGUGUAGAAUUAUAAGAAAUAAGCAUAAAAGAAGGUAAUUUUUUUUUAUCUAUGAUUAUUUCAUAAUUUUCAUUCCCUAAAUAAAACUUUGUUAGAAUGUUAUCCCGAAAAAGGAAAGCAAAUUUUACAAAGCAGGAACUUGAGGUACUAGUUGCUAAUGUACAAGCCAGGAAAGAUAUAUUAUUCACUAAACGUAACACACCUGUAUCUAACCAAGCGAAGCAACAUGCGUGGGAAUGCAUUGCUCGUAAAGUCAAUUCUGUGGAGUCCGUCAUGGGUGAACACCGAACUGUGAACGAUGUCAGGCGGAAAUGGGUUUGUCUGCUGAGCGAAACGAAAAAAGCCGAAAUGCAACGGCGGCGCCGAAACCAAGGUGCCGACGGUGCGUCUGGGUCCUCAUUAGGACUGAGUGGUGCUUUGGCUUUAGGGAUCGGCUCAGGAGAAUAUACCCCUCUGCUCGCCGAAGCUAUAUUGAAUAUAAGCAAAAGCAUUGGUGCUAGUGCAUCUGACGGAAAAACUGGUAGUUGUUCAUAUUCAGUAGAUCGAAAUUCCUCUUUGCAUAAUUCUUUAGAAGAAGUUAAUGAACUUUCUUUGUCGGCCGGCGAUAAUAACUUUAUCGCAGGCGUUGCCCAGGUUAGUCAUGGAUUAAGUAAUAGCAGCAACCAAUUGAUCUCUAAUACUAGUGUCAACGACACAGCUGGAAAUAACACCAGUUAUCUGCAAGUCUCUUCAGUAUAUUCCCAAUCUGAUAUUCUUGAUGAUGUGGAAGACCAAUUGAAUAAUUCACCGUCCAGAAACACUCAAUCACCAACGAUGAUAAAUAAAGCAAAUGCAAAUAUUGUUUCAAAUUUAAAGGCUACCGGACGAUCAAAUGUAAAUCAACACAAUUCUGGAGCACAUCUAACACCAGAUGUAACUGCAAAUACUAUUUAUUCUGUUACAAAUAUCAACAAUCGUGAAAAUAUCACUGCUGUCAACUCUGAUCUAGGCAUCGUUCAAAUAACACCCAAUAUCAGUUCGAGUGUUUAUGGUAAUAAUUCAGUAUAUUUAGACGAAACAGGUGAUUCUAAGAUAACACUCCCUGAUGGUUCUAUUGUAUCUGUUCGGAAAAGGCGACACAGUCAGCAAAGUAACAAUGAUUUAAACAGAACUAAUUUCAAUCCGGAAGAGAUUAUAUCCGACCAGGAUGAUGACAUUCAAGAUAUUGAGAUUGAUCCCAAGCAGAUAGAUUUGAAUUCUGCUCCAGUCUAUUCUGUUUCCACUUACACCAAUAGUUCAGAUAGCGAACAAAGAGAUAAAUCUUCAUAUCAAGUCACCGCAUUAGACAGCAUCGCUGGAUCAGACACUGGAAAUAGAUUGAGAACGAAGAGGAAACGUUUACAUCAGAUAUCGGAACAUUAUUCGGAAAAGCUUUACCGAGUCGAAAAGCAGCGACUUCUAAUAGAGGAGAGACGCCUCGCCGUGGAAGAGGAGCGGUUGUCCAUAGAAAAAGAGUUACUGGCGUUAAAGAAACAACGUUUCAACGAAGAGAGACAACAGGCUAGUCACAUACAGAACUCAGCGCUAGGAAUGUCCGCAAGCCAUACCUCAACUGCUACAAUACCGUCUACGCUAGUUGAUUCUUCUAUGUUAGAAGAGAAUAUAUCUAUACACAGCAGAGAAAGAACGGGUUCGGACAAGGACAAAAAUUACCUCGAUGAAUUGCUCGUUAAAGAAGCAAAUUUGAAGAAACUGGUUUCGAAUCAUUCCGAGGAGAUCUCGAAAAGUGAUUUUGGUGGAGGGAGAUAUGAUAUAUUUGGUUUAGAAGACUCUGAAAUAUAUACAGACUUUGAAGACAGUGUUGGUAUUUCGUAUUAAAUUUGUGAUGAAAAACAAAAACAAAAA
Messenger RNA from Octopus sinensis (East Asian common octopus), 3794 nucleotides. RefSeq lists its product as uncharacterized. Gene Ontology annotation, cellular component: nucleus. NCBI's taxonomy places the organism in Eukaryota, Metazoa, Mollusca, Cephalopoda, Octopoda, Octopodidae. The coding region runs from base 2007 to 3767 and encodes 586 amino acids. The transcript is spliced from 2 exons. The record is from RefSeq and is a predicted model, not a curated record.